UUGACUUUCACUCGCAGCGAUCGGACGGAGAAGAAGCUCAUGGAACGGAACGGAAGCUGUGCGUUACAACUUCUCAUCUUCUCUAGUCUUUAGAUUUCAGCUCACUUUCUUCGUCGAUUGGGCUAUCGACUUUUCGGAAUUUUCACUCCCGAAAACCAAAAUCUUUAGUUUUCCCUCCUAACAUGGAAGACGCCUACGCCAGAUCUGUCACAGAGGUGCUUGAUUUCUUUGGGGUAGACCCAACAAAGGGUCUUUCUGAUUCUCAGGUUGAUCAUCACUCUAGGCUUUUUGGAAGGAAUGUUCUGCCCGAAGAGAAAAGAACUCCAUUCUGGAAACUGGUUCUGAAACAGUUUGAUGAUUUACUUGUUAAGAUAUUGAUUGUGGCUGCAGUUGUCUCUUUCGUAUUGGCUUUGGCCAAUGGAGAGACUGGUUUAACAGCAUUUCUGGAGCCUUUUGUAAUUCUGCUGAUAUUGGCUGCAAAUGCAGCGGUGGGGGUGAUUACAGAGACUAAUGCUGAGAAGGCUCUCGAGGAGCUACGUGCCUACCAAGCAAAUAUAGCGACAGUGUUGCGAAAUGGGUGCUUCUCUAUACUACCGGCAACAGAGCUGGUGCCAGGCGACAUUGUUGAAGUAACUGUUGGAUGUAAGAUUCCAGCUGACCUGAGGAUGAUCGAGAUGUCUAGCAAUGAGUUACGAGUGGAUCAAGCAAUUCUGACUGGUGAAAGCUGUUCUGUGGAGAAAGAUGUUGACUGUACGUUAACAACAAAUGCUGUCUACCAAGACAAGAAGAAUAUUUUAUUUUCGGGAACUGAUGUGGUCGCUGGUAGGGGGAGGGCUGUUGUCAUUGGAGUUGGUUCUAACACCGCGAUGGGCAGUAUACACGAUUCUAUGUUGCACACAGAUGAUGAGGCAACUCCGUUGAAAAAAAAGCUGGACGAGUUUGGCAGCUUUUUGGCUAAGGUUAUUGCGGGGAUUUGUGUCCUUGUGUGGGUUGUCAACAUUGGUCACUUCAGUGACCCUUCUCACGGUGGAUUUUUCAAAGGCGCAAUUCACUAUUUUAAGAUUGCAGUUGCCCUUGCUGUUGCAGCUAUUCCUGAAGGACUUCCUGCUGUUGUUACAACGUGUUUAGCUCUUGGAACAAAGAAAAUGGCUCGUUUGAAUGCCAUUGUACGGUCAUUGCCAUCUGUCGAGACACUUGGUUGCACUACUGUAAUAUGCAGUGACAAGACUGGAACAUUGACAACCAAUAUGAUGUCGGUGUCUAAGAUAUGUGUCGUCCAAUCUGUAGACCGUGGUCCUAUGAUUAAUGAAUUCAAUGUUAGUGGGACAACUUAUGCACCAGAAGGCACUGUCUUUGACAGCAAUGGGCAGCAGCUUGACUUCCCUGCUCAAUCACCUUGCCUUCAUCAUUUAGCAAUGUGUUCAUCACUCUGCAAUGAUUCCAUUUUGCAAUACAAUCCAGACAAGGAUUCUUAUGAAAAAAUUGGAGAGUCAACUGAAGUUGCUCUUCGAGUUCUUGCAGAAAAGGCAUGGAACAUAACAGACUGUUUCUUGUCAUCUUACAAUAGACCCUGCACAGAGGUUGGCCUCCCUGGUUUUGAUUCAAUGCCUUCUGCUCUAAACAUGUUGAGCAAUCAUGAACGUGCAUCAUACUGUAACCAUUAUUGGGAAAACCAAUUUAAAAAGGUUUAUGUUUUAGAGUUUACACGUGACCGCAAAAUGAUGAGCGUUCUAUGUAGCCAUAAGCAAAUGGAUGUAAUGUUUUCAAAGGGUGCUCCAGAGAGUAUAAUUGCUAGGUGUACUAAACUUCUCUGCAACGUUGAUGGUUCUGUUGUUCCUCUAACUGCUGCUGUCCGUGCAGAACUUGAUUCGAGGUUCCACAGUUUUGGAGAUGAAACAUUGAGAUGCUUAGCAUUAGCAUUUAAAACCGUGCCCCAUGGUCAACAAACUAUUUCCUAUGAUAAUGAGAACGACCUGACGUUUAUUGGGUUGGUGGGAAUAGUUGAUCCACCAAGGGAAGAAGUGAGAGAUGCUAUGCUUGCGUGUAUGACUGCUGGGAUACGUGUUAUAGUUGUAACCGGGGAUAACAAGUCUACAGCGGAGUCACUAUGUAGAAAAAUAGGGGCAUUCGACAAUCUGGUCGACUUUUCUGGUCUGUCUUACACCGCUUCUGAAUUUGAACGGCUUCCAGCGGUGCAACAAACUCUAGCAUUGCGACGGAUGACACUUUUUUCCAGGGUUGAACCUUCCCACAAAAGGAUGCUUGUUGAAGCCCUACAGAACCAAAAUGAAGUGGUGGCAAUGACUGGUGACGGCGUUAAUGAUGCCCCUGCAUUAAAGAAAGCUGACAUUGGGAUUGCCAUGGGUUCUGGAACAGCUGUAGCCAAGAGUGCUUCAGAUAUGGUUUUGGCGGAUGAUAAUUUCGCUUCAAUAGUUGCGGCUGUUGCAGAAGGAAGGGCUAUUUAUAAUAACACGAAGCAAUUCAUUAGAUACAUGAUCUCUUCAAAUAUAGGGGAAGUGGUCUGUAUAUUUGUGGCAGCUGUACUGGGAAUCCCUGAUACCCUGGCGCCUGUUCAACUUUUAUGGGUCAAUUUGGUAACGGAUGGAUUGCCUGCCACUGCCAUUGGAUUUAAUAAACAAGAUUCCGAUGUGAUGAAGGCAAAACCCCGAAAGGUUGGUGAAGCAGUAGUCACUGGGUGGUUAUUUUUCCGGUAUUUGGUUAUCGGAGUUUAUGUCGGUCUGGCAACUGUUGCUGGCUUUAUAUGGUGGUUUGUUUACUCUGAUGGUGGUCCUAAACUUACUUACAGUGAACUGAUGAACUUUGAAACAUGCGCACUUAGAGAGACAACUUAUCCAUGCAGCAUAUUUGAGGAUCGGCAUCCAUCAACUGUGGCUAUGACAGUUCUUGUUGUUGUAGAAAUGUUUAAUGCUCUCAAUAACCUCAGCGAAAAUCAAUCCCUUCUGGUUAUAACCCCACGGAGUAAUUUAUGGCUUGUUGGUUCCAUUAUCCUGACAAUGGUUCUGCACAUGCUAAUAUUAUAUGUUCAUCCACUGGCAGUCUUAUUUUCUGUCACUCCAUUGUCCUGGGCCGAGUGGACGGCGGUUCUGUAUCUUUCGUUUCCAGUUAUUAUCAUCGAUGAGAUUCUGAAGUUCCUCUCUAGAAAUACUGGCAUGAGAUUCAGAUUCAGAUUCAGGAAGAUUGAUUUACUCCCCAAGGACCGGCGUGACAAGUAGGAGAAGAAAACAAGAGAUGGCUUCUUUUUUUCAUACAGAGUUUUGGCUUUUAUAGAUACAUCAACACACAGGAAAGACUCUUGGGAGAUUCUAAUGCAAUCCAAAAAAGCUCUAAUACCAUAAACCAUAAAACUUUUUUGGCUUUUGAUUUCCUUUUUUUUUGUACCAAAUUACACUGUAUUCUUACAUCAAACAGUCUCUACUGCUUUUUAUCAAGUUAUAUAUGCAUUGUGGUUAGCAGAGUUUCA
Messenger RNA from Eutrema salsugineum, 3481 nucleotides. Its product is annotated as calcium-transporting ATPase 3, endoplasmic reticulum-type. Bases 183 to 3233 code for a protein of 1016 amino acids. Gene Ontology annotation, molecular function: ATP binding; ATP hydrolysis activity; P-type calcium transporter activity. The transcript has 34 exons. Gene Ontology annotation, biological process: calcium ion transmembrane transport; intracellular calcium ion homeostasis. NCBI's taxonomy places the organism in Eukaryota, Viridiplantae, Streptophyta, Magnoliopsida, Brassicales, Brassicaceae. The record is from RefSeq and is a predicted model, not a curated record. Gene Ontology annotation, cellular component: membrane.